This is a messenger RNA of Danio rerio (zebrafish), 492 nucleotides long. NCBI's taxonomy places the organism in Eukaryota, Metazoa, Chordata, Actinopteri, Cypriniformes, Danionidae. The record is from RefSeq and is a predicted model, not a curated record.
UGUGUGUUCAAAAGUAUGUGUUUUGCUUCUGUAGGUGGUGCUGGGGGUAAAGGUGUUUGGGGAACACCUGGAGAAGUUUAUGGCGAAGAUGAAGUCGAUUAUAAAGAUCCCAAUUACGAUGCAGAGCAGGAAAACUGUGUAUACGAGACGGUCGUCCUUCCUCUGGAUGAAGAGGCGUUCGAGAAGACGGUCACUCCUAUCGUGCAGGAGUACUUUGAACAUGGAGAUGCCAAUGAAGUGGCGGAACUGCUUGCUGAGCUGAAUCUGGGCAGUAUGCGUGGCGACGUGCCCAUGCUAGCUGUAUCGCUAGCACUGGAGGCUAAGGCAAGCCACAGAGAACUAACGUCUCGUCUGCUGAGUGAGCUCUGCGGUCGAGUACUCACUGCUGGCGAUGUCCAGGCCUCCUUCCACAAACUGCUGAAAGAACUGCCCGACCUGGUGCUGGACACACCUGGAGCUCCACAGGUAACACACUAAUGCCAGCAUACGCCC